UAAAACUAGGCCUUCGGCACAACCCGUUCGCCGCCGAGGCAACCACACCUCCCGCUCCCUUCUCCUCCGUCCUCGGCGAAUCCUAGGGUUUAGGCUGGCCCGGAAAUGCCCGGCGCCGGCGAGCUGGAGGGCGCGCGGCGCCUGUCUGACCUCGCCUUCGACGAGCUCUCACGUCUCGACCUCUUUUCCACCUCGUGCUCCGCCCCGCCACCCGCUGACCUCCCUCAGCUUCUCCGCCUCUGCCUCCUGUCGCUGCCUAGUUCCGCCGACUCCGACCUGGCGUUCCGCCGCUGCACCAGCUUGCUCGUCUCCCUCCGCGGUAUCCUCUCCCGCAACCCUGGCCCCUCGCUACUCCCCGCUCUUGAGGUGUUCCUUGAGAAUAUUGUGUCUUGCAACCAACUGAUGAGUUACUUUACUGUGGCCAAUGCUGCCAUGCCGAAACACUCAAGGGUCGCCUCUGUGGGUUCUGUGUGCCGUGGUGGGAACCAUUUCGUCCUGGAGCUCAUGUCCCACCACUUCAUUUCAGCGGUGCAAGAUGAGGAGUCGUUUUUGAGCGCGCUAUCAUGGUCAGUGAAGACUAAGUUGGAAAUUCCACAAAUAGGCUUUUCAGGAGCUCUUUCGUUGCUCCAAAAGAGUUACUUGCUCUCUAGUUCGCCCGCUAUCCAGGCUCAUUUCUUACUGCUGGCAUGCAAGUGUGUUGGCAAUGGGGAUCUUGACAUGCAUUUGCUGGCGUUUGAGCAUGCCAUGAAUGUUUAUUUGAGUUACUUACCUGCACUAGGUGUUUUCAGAAGAACUACUAGUGUAAAAAGCUCAUUGGUUUGUUUCAUGGAAACAAGACCUUUGAACUCCUGUAUACAAGCUGCAACUCAUCAGAAUCUAACCUGUGAUAUCAAUCGACUGCUUUCAUUUUGCAAGUUGCACUCCAGUGAUGACUUGCCCACCAAUGACAGUGAUAUAGCCAGUUUCAUUGAAGAAAUCCAGCAACUACUUCAUGUAGAAUCCAGGCAGGAUAUUGUUACUGCUGUGAAAAGCAUAGUGUCCAAUGCCAUUGUUUUGGCAAAGGAGGAGGAGAUGGGUAGAUUAGAUCUGAAUGUUUCAGAGGGAAUUAUCUGCCUUGCUGCAGCACUUAAGCUAAUGGCAUCCUCUUUUUUACAGAUUAUGCAUGGCAUUAGGAAAAUAAGAGUGGCAGAUGCCAGUCAAAUCACACAUUAUUUAGAACCUUCCAAGCUGUUUAACUUCAUAUCAGAAACCAUCCACUUACUUGGACACUACGAAGCUAAUGAGCUCGAGAGAAAUGACUUAUUUGAUACCAUUGGUAAUCCUGGGGACAGGGAACUGGGUGCAAUGCUAAUGCUAUCUCAUUUUGCUACCUUAUCAGUUCACUGUUUAAGAAUGAAAUUUGGCUUUCUGUGGAAAGGUUGCAUUUUCAUGAUGAUGAUGGCCAAUCUAUGUGCUACUGAAAUCUGUAGAGUUCUUAUUGAUGGUUUAAAAGAAUCUGGAGUUUGUUGUGCUGGCCAAGAUGCCACUUUGAAGGGCUGUAUUCCGAGAAGAUCUUCCACAGAGAUAGCAUUACGGUUUAAGAACAUACAGAAAGUUUAUAGUCAAGAUAAGCUUGGCCAUGGCUCUGGCGAGGGUUGCAGUUCUGAUACCCUUCGGAGGUGUACAUCUACUAACGGAAGGGAUGAUGUUCGAGCCUUCCUUAAAUACCUUCCAGGAUAUGAUGAGAACUCUUCAGAUGAUCUACUUGAUUUCAUUGAAUGCACACCCGGUCUGGAUUGUUCAAAUUUCUGGACGCAACACAAGAAGUUUAAAAAGUAUAAGGACGAAAAAUGGAUCCGAAGCAAGAGACAAUAUUCUAUGAGAAGACUGAGAACCUCAAAGAGAUGGUUCAAGUAAAAGUGUUUGCUAGCGCUAUAAAAGCAAACAUCUGUAUAUCACAGACUCCGAUGCUAACUUUUGUAUAGUUCCAGCCGUUGAUUCUGGCCUUCGUGAAUUUAGAAGCAUUAGAUGGAAGUUGAAGGUAUCAGGGCAGAUAGUAGCUGUGGAACUAACCUCCAAUGUUUUCCAAGUGAAACAUUGGUAACUCGUCAGAAUCUUUGAGCGUUAAAAGUAUGAUCACUGAGCUUUUCACUGGUUCAGAAAGUCCACUAGAGUGCCGGAUCUUAAUGUUCCGUUUGGACAUGUACAUUAUUAUUUAUUUAACUUAACUUUAUGACAGCAGCAUUUUGUGAGGUGAAAGAAUCACCGCCUUUCAUUAUGAGUGAAUUACACAUCAGACUAUCUAUUAUGUUUAAAGUACAAAAAAGUUAGAGAUCAAACGUGGAUACAUACAAAUUGAUGAGUUCUUUAUAUAUUAAUUAUGAGUGAAUUACA
Molecule: messenger RNA, 2373 nt
Organism: Oryza brachyantha (malo sina)
Lineage: Eukaryota; Viridiplantae; Streptophyta; Magnoliopsida; Poales; Poaceae
Exons: 4
Coding region: 106-1896 (596 amino acids)
Source: RefSeq, a predicted model, not a curated record